UAUUGCGUUACAUUGUAGCAAAAUGGCGGCUGUCAUUCAGAAUCCACUAAAAGCGUUGGGCGACCAGUUCUAUAAGGACGCCAUUGAGCAGUGCCGCAGCUACAAUGCUCGCCUGUGUGCUGAACGCAGCGUACGCCUGCCAUUCCUGGACUCUCAAACUGGUGUGGCCCAGAACAACUGCUACAUCUGGAUGGAACGACACCACCGCAGCCCGGGGGUCGCAGCAGGGCAGAUGUACACAUACCCCGCCCGCUGCUGGAGAAAGAAGAGACGGCUGCACAACACCACAGAUCCCCGCCUGGGCAUCUACGGACUACAGCUCGAUGGCGGUCUCAUGUCCAAGGACACCUUGCCCACCCAGAGCACCACGCUGGAGGCACUUCUACGAGGAGAGGGUCUAGACAAGAGGAACAACUCUAAGAACGACGAGGAGAGUUUAUUGGAGAUCCAGAGGGUUUUGGAGGCAGAUGCAGCAGAGGAUGCUUUCAAUGAUGACGAUGACUACGAGGUGGACACUCCCAAGAGGAGACAUCGGGGCAAAGGAAGAGGUCGGGGUACAGGCCGCAGGAGGGCAGAUAUGGAUGACGACAAGCCAUACGUCUGUGACAACAGAUACAAACAAAAGCAGAACGCAAAAUCAUCAGCGGCAGUCUAUGCGAAGCGCUACAGGAACCGUACGGGACUAAGCUACCACUACACCCAUUCCCACCUGGCAGAGGAGGGCAGAGCUGGAGAGAGAAGCACGGUGGCGUCUAAAUCUCCCCCUGCACAACAGACCGAUAGACACAAACGUCCGAAGGGUCCAGGUGGGGCCAGCAUUUCCAACAACUACUGUAAUAAAUGCCAGGGCGUGAUCAAGAAAACGGGUAAAACGGGGUCUCCCUUCUCAACCUGCCAAUGCAAAACUGAUCGUGGAGAAGAGAAGGAAGAUGGGACUUUUACUGGAGCGGAGGAGCUGUUUGGCACCACCUCGGAGAGCGACACCUCCACCUUUCACGGUUUUGAGGACGACGAGCUGGAAGAGCCCGCCACAAACAGCAAUGGAAUAUCCAACCGACACAGAUAGAGAAAACCUUCUAGAUUUAAAGAGACAGUUUUUUUUUAUAUGGAUUAACCUCUGGCAAAAUCUGCUGCUUCUUUUUCCAAUGUUUUUUGUUUGCAGAAAGCACAAAGUGAUAAUUUCAGGACAGAGAUGCAAGCGGUAUUUUAUCUACUGAACAUUGUUGAAUAAUUUAUGAACACCUUUUUAUAUAUAAAUAUAUAUAUUAACUUUUAAGGCUAUGAACGACUGUCAGUGUUUCUUGACAAGUGACUUGGUCUCCAUGCGCAUCAGAAGAUGGAGUGGUUUUUUUUCCGUCACUGGAGCAGAAGGAGCAUAAACAUUAUGAACAAAAAAACACUGGAGAAAUCUGAACAAUUGAUCCUUUUAAAGGCAUAAAUGAAACAGUACGUUUGGGAGAUGAUUGAAUGUCAUUGCAGACCCAUACUUGAGCUACUGGGUGUUUUUGAAUACGUUCUUGGGUGUGACUAUGAAGGUCUUCUGAACUAACUCUGGAUUAAACUUAUAUGAAAAUGAAGGAACCAAUGAAAGGACUGCCACAGGCCACUGGAAGCGUUUGAAGAUGAAGAAGCCUUUAAAUACAGCUUUUAUAGAAAAGGAUGACUUAAUAAAUGAAAGGAGCACUCAGCACAUUGGCACGUGGCCCAGAGGUUGGGGUGACCAGUGAAGAAGAGGAUUUAACUCUGAAAAACUAAUGAGCCUUCAUGUCCCUUCUGAUUUGGGCCUGAAAUAACUGACUGAAACGGAUGAACACACAUCCACCAGUUCUACAGGCCAUGUGGCUUAAUUGAAGCAACUGCUCUCUCGACAGUAUGUAUUGAUCCCUUCUAAACAUUUGAAAUGUGAGAAGAUCCAGCUUUAUUUCAUCCUUUCUGCACUGUGCUGGAACUCCACUGAGCUAUGGGAACACUAAAGGCCAGGCCCUUGGACUGUUUGUGCCCAACGGGCGCAUUUGGGGCCCCGCGGCUCCGCCUGCCCACUCCUGCUCUGUGACUGCGUGUCUGCCGUGUGAUCCGAUGUGACACUAGGACGUCAUUAUCCUCAUCACUGUGCCAGCCUACCGCUCUGCACUGGAAACCAGCUCUGACAGCCAUGACCCUCCAACCCGACUGGACCAGUGACCCCCCUGACCCCUAGCCAUAGACAUGGUGCUCAAAUCCACCACUAUUACAUGCAGACCUCUGGACUACUGUAUUAAUACGCUGACAUGGAUGCAAAGGUUUUUGGGCUCUAUCUUAUGCUUGGUGCAAGGCGGCGCAUGGCGCAAGUGUCAGACCGGCGCAGUUGUCAUUUUCACGCCUGGCGCCCAUGUCCUUUAAAUAGCAAAUGUACUUGCGCCCAUCUCUGCACCCCUGGGCGUGUUGCUCUUAAAGCGAGGUGUGGUCGGGCGUACUGUUGGCGGAUUGCUAUUUUGAGGCAACAGAAAGCGAAUGUGCCAUUGACCAAAUUAAAGCUGGUCUGAGUUCAAAGGCGCAGUCUGUGUCCUGCUAUCUAAAGGGCGGAUUAUUCCGACAGCGAGAUGCGCCUGCAUGCGGCUCAGAUGUUUUGAUAAGUCAGGUGGAACAUCACAAUACAGCCCUCAAAGUCCCAGCAUUCUUUGUGGCAUGUUGUGUAUUGCACAACAUUGGUAUGCGUCAUGGAUGUCUCUCGGACAUAAAUGACGGCACAUAACAGGACGCAGGACGUCGUGAGGCUGAACUGCGUGUGACGAUGCCAGUUAACUCAAAUAUGCCAGCAGCGCUUUGAGGGAUAAGCUCCUCCUCUUUCUGCUUGAUUUUUUACGCUGAGCGGCGAGCCGUUCUGGAGGUUCCAAAAAAUGAUGGAACCUGCACCGCCACGUCCUCUCAUGCCUGCUUUUCCUCUGCUGCUUUUAGUGGAUAUCUGCUGCUUCUGCAAAUUAUCUGCUCGCGCGCCUUCACCUAGCGCACAAGCAGAUCGGUCUCUUCAGCAGAACACCUCUCACUCAUCUGUAAUUUCGCCAAAUCUGUCGCUUAGGUCGCAAUCCGCCAAUCCCUGAAACACCUUGCUUUUCAAGGAAACAGGAGCUGACGCAAAGAUUUGUUGAUUCAUGUUCCGCCCAAAACACACCCAUGACUAAUUCAGAGUCUAAAUACAACCCCUUUGCGCCGUGCGCCGCACCUGGUGCCCAGAUUAUCCGCCGUUUAACUAGCUAAAUGAACUUUGGCACGCCCUAAGCGCAUUUGCGCCAUGCGCUACAGAUCGUCUAAAUAGGGCCCUUUAUCUUCCUGCCUCUGUCCCUCUGUCUGUGUUUUCUCUCUAUUUCCCGGGCCUCUCUGAUCUCAUUCUGACUCGAAAGCUCUGCAGUAAUUUAGCUCUCUUUUUUUUCUCUGUUGUAUAAUAUUUCUAUGUUUUGAACUCUUAAAGAUUUGAUUAGUAUGACUUCUUGGGUUUGUUUGGACUGUAUUGAUACCUCUGUCCUGAUCAGGUACACAAUAGCCACAACUACUCAGGCAUCUUUCAUUUCCUCUGCUGUUGAUUGUUCAUCCACCUAGCCCUGAUUCAUGUGAUUGUAUUCAGCUGGCAAAGAGGGACAAUAAUGCCACACACAGAUCCCGUAACAAUCAAGUUCCAGGAGGGAAUUUGAGAUGUUGCAGUCUCAUGCUAUAGCAAGACAUCGCAAUAACAAGCUGAAACUUUUGUCCGGUCUCUGCUGACUUUUGCCUGGUGUCACACUCGCCAUGCAAAAAACCCUCUUCGCUUUCCGUUUGAAAUCUACAGUCUCAGCAAAUAGUGACAGCAGUGAGAAUCAUCUCAGAUGCAUUUGAAAAAAAAUAUUGUUGCCAGAGAGGCAUAACUCUGAUCAGAUCCACAUAGUGACAAGUGAAAACUGUAAAUCCAAGUUAUGUGACAUUUCCGUUGAGUGCUUUAGAGGGCCUAAUUGCUUCAUGACAUUUAGAAGGUGCUUGCAGUACUGUAUGAAAAAGCCUUUUAGGUCCAUAGGUUGCACAUACUGUGUAAGAGGUCUGUGUCCUUCCAUUUGAUUAUUCAGUAUCGCUGCAAUGUAAUAAUAGCCGCUCCGUUUUUGAAGCUAACCAUUAAUCUAUGUGUCUGGUGUGACUUGCGUAAGUACUUGUGCAUUCAAAUCAUCUUCCUUCACUUCCCUCAGGGACCCUCCACACAACAGUUUAUCUCCUCUGGACAAAAGAAUGGAUCUGAGACUUCUCAAUUAUCUUGUCUUCUUCCCUUCUAUCAGUUAUGUGGCGUUUCCACAGUAAAAUGGGUCAUUGUGUCGUUUAUCUUCCAAAGUCAUGCCAGUAAGUGAAAGCAUGUGCUCAUUGAUCAUAACCUGCUUAAUGUUACCUAACAUAUAUGAACAGGCCUCGUGUGGUGCAGUUCUGAACAAAAGCAAAAGCUCCUAAAUGCAAAAGUCAAGUGAUAUCUGCUUCGAACUGUGUCAUCAAUCGUUGAAUAGCCUGUAUACCUCGUCAAAGACACAGCAAUAGGCCCUGGUACUCUCUUGUCAAAGCCUGCCGGGGGGUGUAGAGGGAGGAUUGGGGUUGGGAACGGAGCCAAGAGGAGAUGAAAUAGACAUGACGGAGCGUUUGUUUCCUCUUCAGCUGUAAAUACGUCGAGAGUCGAAAAUGGAGAGAAUGAAGAAGUCUUUGUUAAACUAUUUUUAUUGUUCUGAAAAAAUAAAGAAAAAGAAUAAAGAAUGAA
Molecule: messenger RNA, 4738 nt
Organism: Plectropomus leopardus (leopard coralgrouper)
Lineage: Eukaryota; Metazoa; Chordata; Actinopteri; Perciformes; Serranidae
Product: zinc finger protein DPF3-like
Cellular component (GO): nucleus
Source: RefSeq, a predicted model, not a curated record